Lethenteron reissneri (Far Eastern brook lamprey) is the source of this 1122-nucleotide messenger RNA. Its product is annotated as tektin-like protein 1. NCBI's taxonomy places the organism in Eukaryota, Metazoa, Chordata, Hyperoartia, Petromyzontiformes, Petromyzontidae. The record is from RefSeq and is a predicted model, not a curated record.
UCUGAAGAAGAACUUCUGCAACUCAGUUGGACUCACUACACAUGGAUUUCCUCCCAUAAAAUAAAAAACCCCUUCCAAUAAUAGUAGGUUUUUACCCUUUUAACUGGUACAAAACUGACACCUCUUCCAAUUGAACAUGUAUUGCUCAUCUAUCCCAAUGCUGGAAAUUACUUGCAAAAUUACUGAAUUCGGAUGACACAUGCAAUCAUCAUCCCCUCCUGCUGCCAAAAAAAUGGCAUGACCCUCGUUAAAAAUAUUCUUGAGACUUAGGAUUUUCUGGGUCAGGAAGUGUAACAAUAAUAAAAAUGUCCUUGUCCCUAACUCUUGUUUCUGUCCUCCUGACAGGUGGAGGUGAAUGUGAGUGUGCGCCACAUGUACCUGUACAGCCGCGAGGUGCGUGGGGUGGUGGCACAUCUCCGCGCCGAGUGUGGGUCACUGUCCGUGCACGCAGUUGCCUUGGCCCACACUCAAGGUGAUCUGAACAAGGCCUUGGGACACGUUCGUAAUGAGAAACAGGCAAAUGUGCAAGCAUCUAGCAUGCGAUCGCGACGACCUACACGUGAGGUGGGUCCAGAUGAAGUGGACCUGCUGCUUGGUGUUGAGCGGAAGCAGCUGGCAGAGUUGGAGAGUGUCCUAGCAGAAACGCUGCUGCGCGCUGAAGCCUUACAGCAAAACUUGGCCCUUUGCCGUAAGCGGUUGCUGGCGUGCAUCUCUGAGAGGUCUUGUGUGCUAGACUUGAUCGGUCACGCAACACCCAGUCGUCUAAGUCAUACGACUCCUUCUGCCAAAUGGAGCCCAGAUCCUAUUGGCCCACUGUCCCCAGAGUGCACCCGCGUGCUGGAAGAAGCUGCACAAGGUCAGAAGGAGGUGAUGGCAAUCCGCUCUGAGAUUAGUCACGUGAUCAAGAAGGUGGCUCAUCUGCAGAGCAGAGCACGCCAGCGUGUGACAAGGUUUGGGCCAGAAGCUAGUGGAGACCAACUGCCUCGCGCCACGCGGCCGUCUGGGAGUGCCUCUCAGCAGCAGCAGCAGCAGGGCCGAGCUCUGCUUGAAGCUGCGCCGUGAACUCCGCAGAACGUGACGGCUGUGGGCCAGGCGCCUCCUCUGUCUCCUCCCACCGCCGCC